AUGUGCCUGUUGGCAACCUCUCCAUGGCACCCUGUGCAGAUCGUCCGGGAGAUUCCCGACAGCGACGCCAUCACAAGGGCAGAUGCCCAGUCGAUCCAGGCCCUGGAGCCUUUGAUAGAGUCUCGCAGCGAGCUUGUGGCCAUUGCACUCUGGCUGAUGCGCCAGGAGGCAUCGGCUGUGGAGACGCUGGCCAGGCCGGGCGAGGGACGCGCCAGCAGCCCCCUGCUCUGGUCGCAACAGCGGCUGGAUGAGCUCUUGCAGGGCUCGCCGGUGAGAGACAUGGUCGUGGAGAGGAAGCAGGCCCUGAUCGCUGAGUGGGCAGACAUCUCAAAGUUGAUCAGUGAGCAUGACCCAGCGGCCUUCCCUCCAGAUAAAUUCAGCGAGGCCAAGUUCAUCGAAGCCAUGGCGGCGACGCUGCGCAGUGUCUUCUACCUCCAGAGCGCAGAGUGCUUUGCGCUGCUGCCACAGCUUCGCGACUGGGACCGGUCUGGGGAGAAGGGGGCGGUCGUGGACUACGACUCCCUUUCCUCGUCGGUAAUAGUACGGGCCGACACCGGCAUCAAGAGGGGCCAGGACCUGGUCCUGAGGGACGAGCGACCCUCUUGCGAGCUCAUGUUUGCGCUGGGCGGGGGCACCGCCGGGCAGGAUGUCGACUUCCUCGAGGUGCCGGCCUCGCUGGUCAUCACAGACCGCCUGUAUGGCUUGAAGAAGGAGAUCCUGGACUCCGUGGGGCUGGGAGUUAAGCAGAUGUUCCCAAUACGACAUGACUCACUCUCCGUGCAACACCUGGCCUACCUCCGCCUGUCUCGGAUCCAGGACACCGCGCAGUUUGCCAAGGUAAAUUUUGAGCGCGACGUGAUCAUAUCUGUGGAGAAUGAGUAUGAGAUCCUGCAGCUUCUCAUGUCCGACCUGAGAGCCAGGGUUCAAGGGUACAGCGGCGGAAUCGAGGAGGACAUCAGCAUCCUUCAGCGGGGCGAUGCAGCGCCCGAGGAGAAGGCGGCAGCCAAGCAACGCAUCGCCGAGCGCAAGAUUCUGCUUACCAAUAUGGAUGGCGUUCGACAGCGCCUCGCCCCCAUCAGAGGCAUCCCGACAAAGGCGGGAAUGCAGGAUCCCAACUCUGACAUCAAGGAGAUUUUUGAUGCCAUGGAGUCCAUUCCCGCCCUGCCUAGCAAGCUGUUCAACAGGCUGAGGGACUGGGCCACGGGGAAGGAUGAUCCCACGUGGAAGAAGUAG
Molecule: messenger RNA, 1233 nt
Organism: Auxenochlorella protothecoides
Lineage: Eukaryota; Viridiplantae; Chlorophyta; Trebouxiophyceae; Chlorellales; Chlorellaceae
Product: Histone-lysine N-methyltransferase setd3
Exons: 8
Coding region: 1-1233 (410 amino acids)
Source: RefSeq, a predicted model, not a curated record